Closterium sp. Yama58-4 is the source of this 1281-nucleotide messenger RNA. Lineage: Eukaryota; Viridiplantae; Streptophyta; Zygnematophyceae; Desmidiales; Closteriaceae. The record is from the annotation of a GenBank genome assembly.
AUGGUGACUCUAAUGAAGGGAGAAAUCGCCUUCCAUUCCCAGCCUGGCUGUGGCUCCACUGUGGCGUUUUCCGUGCCGGUGGCCGUUCCCUCACUACAAGAACACUCCUCGCCACAAGAACACUGCUCGUUACAAGAACGCUGCUCAGAUGAGGAACUUGUCGUGUUGGCAUCGCAAGAGUUGCAGAUUUUCGAGGAAGGAGCAGGAGCAGCAACGAGUGCGUCAAGCGGGAGAGCAAGCAGAAAGCUCCGGCGAUACGUGUCUGCAGUGGAAACCACUGCCACAAGUACCGGCCUGUGGGCCGCGGCAGAUGAGGCGGUGACUUGGGCGUGGGUGGGCGGGCUGCGAGUGCUAGUGGUGGACGACACGCCCGUCAACCUCCUCGUGGCCCGCCGCUCCCUCUCCCGCUGGGGGGCCCGAGUCACCACCGCCUCCUCCGGGCAGCAGGCAAUGGACUUGAUUGCUGCUGGCUUGCAGGAGUGCUCCCUCGCUCACUGGGGGGCCCGAGUCACCACCGCCUCCAGUGGGCAGCAGGCAGUGGGCUUACUUGGUGCUGGCGUGGUGGAAGGGAGAGUGGUAGAGGAGGGCAUAGGCAAAGAAGCAGUUGUGACCACCGGCAUCCAUGGCCAGCAGGCUGUUGACUUACUUGCUGCUGGCUUGCAGGAGGUGCGAGGGGAGGAGGAGGGAAGGGGAGUAGAGGAGACGAGAGGGCAGCAGGAGGGGAGAGGGCAGCAGGAUGGGGGUGCGUCGUUGCAGCAUGGCUUUGACUUGAUUCUCAUGGACCUGCAGAUGCCAGGGAUGGAUGGCUUCGAAGCAGCAGCAGCUAUUCGAGACCUUGAGAGGAUGGGACUUGAAGCCAUUUCCAAGGCACAGGAAUUGCAGCAGCAGAGCCAGCCGCAAACCCCUGCUUCCCUGCCCGUCCCUUCCCAAGAAGUUUCUAACGCUGCUGCUGCAUUUGCGUGGCCCGUCUCUCUCCCAGAAGCCUCGAGAACUUGUUUGAGUGCAGCUGCUGGUGCUGCCGUUGCUGGCGGUGCUGCUGCUGGUGCUGCCGUUGCUGGCGGUGCUGCUGCUGGUGCUGCCAUUGCUGGCGGUGCUGCUGCUGGUGCGUGGCCUGCCUCUCUGAGGGUGCCCAUAGUGGCUCUGACGGCAGACGUGGAUCGCGGAGUGGUGCAGAGGUGUGCAGAGGGGGGGUUUGACGGUGUGCUGCAGAAGCCAGUGGAUGCCCACCUGCUCGCCGCCCACCUCUCCCAAAUCCACUUCCACCGCUCUCUUGGCCGGUAG